AUGGAUCGGAUGAGGCAGGACUCUAGAGACGGUUGGGACGAUCGGGGUCGAGGGAGCGCGGCGCUCGCAGGCGCGUGGAGGAAAUGCUGCUUGAGGCUGUGGAAGCUUUUCAUCUUGGUGUGCGUCUUUGUCACGGUGCUGCAUCCCAUGGUCGAAUUUACGACUGCGGUGCUGUUCUUCCUCGUGUUGAUGUGCUUUUGUAUGCCCGUCGGGUUCAUCUGCAUCUGCGCCAAGCAGCAGCUAAGCGACUCCGACUCUCUCCCUCAAUCUCCCGACGAGAUUCACGUAGUCGCGCCAGAAAGUGCCGGAAAAAACACAGUUCCCUCGGCACCGCCCGUGACCGGCUCCGUGCAGGAUCGAAUCGACACCGGCUCCGUGCAGGAUCGAAUCGACACCGGCUCCCUCCCGCGAUCUCCCGAUGAGAUUCGCAGCAUCCCACUAGAAAAUAUCAAGGAAGACACCAUUCCCUCGACUCCGCCUGAAUCUUCUGUGAACUUCGAAUGCCCGCCCUUCGACCCCCCGCCAUACAACUUGGCUAUUCUUCUUCCGGGGAGUCCACCCUCACCCCAUCCAUCUGUGAUCUCAAUACCCGAGAUCCCACCCCCUCCCUACGAACACUCGGCGUGA
This is a messenger RNA of Darwinula stevensoni, 627 nucleotides long. The record is from the annotation of a GenBank genome assembly. NCBI's taxonomy places the organism in Eukaryota, Metazoa, Arthropoda, Ostracoda, Podocopida, Darwinulidae.